AUGGCUGCACCACGUCUUGCUUUGAUUUCCAAGAAGAUUAUUAAACCAUCAUCUCCAACCCCAUUGUCUCAUAGAAUUCAAAAGCUUUCCCUAUUUGAUCAACUUAAUCCAUGUUCUUACAUGUCAUUAGCCCUGUUCUACCCAAAGCAAUGCAAUAGUACUCUCCCAUUUGAACCUAGUCAUAUAUCUACGCUUCUUGAGAAUUCCCUCUCAAGAGCUCUAACUUCAUACUAUCCAUUGGCUGGAACAAUCAGAGACGGUCUCCACGUCGAAUGCAACGAUGUGGGGGCUGAGUUUCUUGAAGCUCAAAUAGAUUGUCCAAUGUCAGAAAUUUUUAAACACGGUAGUGCUGAGGCUGAAGAUUUAGUAUUCCCAGCGGGUGUACCAUGGACCCCAUCCAAAGAAAAUUUAGUCGUGGCUCAACUUAACCGUUUCAAAUGUGGAGGAAUAGCAAUCAGUGCGUGUGUCUCGCACAAGAUUGUUGAUGGUUCAAGUAUGGGAGAUUUUAUAACUCACUGGUCAGCCAUGGCGCGGAAUCCAUGUUCCCCAGUACCUUCUUUCCAAUUCGUUGGAGGAUCCAUUUUUCCUCCCACAAGUGGUCAUAUAGCUGAGGCAAUACUUAAUAGUAAAACAAGAGGAAACCAUCAUUGCAUAACGAGAAAAUACCUCUUCUCGCGGUCCAAAAUAAAUUCCCUCAAGGCUAUGAUUGCUACUGAAUUAAGAACACAAAGUAGUAAUAAUAUUGAUCCUACUUCUGUGGAAGCUGCAAGUUCAUUUGUCUACAAGUGCAUAGCUUCCAAUUCGCCUAGGCCAUCUGUAUUUACGCAAUCAGUGAAUUUACGACCUGUUAUGAAAAAAAUGUUGCCACAAGAGUUCCAAGGUAAUGCCAGUUUCCUCUUCAUGGCACCACAGAUUGAGGACCCCAAAGAGAUCAAAUUGCACAGAUUGAUUAGUGAAUUGAGGAAGGAAAAAGAGAUGUAUUUCAGCCAAGACUGGAGGGAACCUAAAGAUUUAGUCUCAGCAAUGUUUGAGAAAGUUAUGUCGCUUCAGAAUCAACUUGAAAGGGACGACGAGGAUGUUGAUGUGUACAAGUGUACAAGCUUGAGUAAAUUCCGUUUUUGUGACAUGGAUUAUGGAUGGGGGAGUCCUAGAAGAGUGUGUUUGGGAAGUGUACCAAUUAAUAAGAAAAUUAUGUUGAUGGACAACCAAAAUGGGGAUGGAUUAGAAGUACUGGUGAGUUUGAAAGAAGAAGACAUGUCUGCAUUGGAAACUAAUUCAGAGUUGCUACAAUUUGCUUCUCCAAGUUUAGGUCUUUAAUUCAUGUCUAUAUGAAUUUAAUUUCCAUGGUUUGCAAUUACUACUAGUUU
Messenger RNA from Lycium ferocissimum, 1367 nucleotides. Its product is annotated as acyltransferase Pun1-like. The record is from RefSeq and is a predicted model, not a curated record. Bases 1 to 1317 code for a protein of 438 amino acids. The transcript has a single exon. Lineage: Eukaryota; Viridiplantae; Streptophyta; Magnoliopsida; Solanales; Solanaceae.